AUUCCGUUGAAUAGACGAGAGACGAGAUGAGUUCCCGACGGCACGAAUAACCCUGACAUUGACAACGAAUCGGACAAAACACAACACCACCAGUCCGCCUAAUAUUCAAAAUGCAUUAUAUGGGCUCUGGAUGAAACAUUUGUAAAAGGCUGCUGCUGUUUCUCACCAAGAUUUUAUGGAAAUCCUCUCGUAAAUUAAUUGAAAAAAUAUCAAUGGAGGAACGAAUAUAAAAAGUAUUACGUUUGGAAUUGACAGAAUAAGUUUGCGUGCUGAAGGUUUGAUAAGGUGCGUGGUUAGUGCCAUUAGGUUUGCGAAAAUUUUUGGCACUAACCAUUACACAACUUGUGGGGGGUAGAAGAGAUAAGACAAGAACCACCAUCAAAGAUUGGGAUACACAUCUCGAACAAAGUACAAAGCAACAGAAACCUAAGAAUUAUAGGCAUACAUUACUACUUUACCACCAAUUCACAUUCUGAUGGACCCUGGAUUUGAAGCAACAAUUAAGCAGGAGAUUCCUGAACUGCCGGAGUGCCCAUCAGAUUUUGAUCUCAAUGUGCUUGUGGAAAUUGACUCAAUUGACUUGAAGCCACCAGCCCCACAUAUACAACAGCAACAACAACAAUCUCCACUGGAAAUUGGUUCCAAAAACAGUGCAUUUCAACCGUACAAGCCUUUAACAAUCUUGACCAAUUUGCAACGUGGAAAUGUUAAAACAUUGGGUAGAGAUGCUGCUCCGAGUCAACCUUUAACCUUUCAAGAGAAAGCAGCUAAAGGAAGUCUACUUGAUACAGAUAUUAACGAUAAAAAUGUGAAUAGUUUGGACUCUGAUGGAUUGACCGCCUUAAUGUGGGCCUCCUUUCACGGGAAGGUUUGCAUAGCUGAAAUGCUCGUCAAUAAGGGGGUGGAUGUUAAUAUGACUGGACCAGAUGGACAGACAUCCCUCAUGUUUUCUGCUGCCAAGGGUCACGUCGACGUUUCGAAUUAUUUGCUCUCGAGCGGAGCAGAAUUGGAAGCGGAGGACGAGUUUGGAAACACGGCGCUAAUGCAUGCAGCCCAUUACAACCAACCAGCCUGUGUCAGUGAACUACUAAUUCACGGAGCAUCGAUGACAAAGCCUAAUUUCAUUGGGGAUACCGCAUUCGACAUUGCCUUCAAAAAAGGUCACAGAGCAACGCAGCAUGCGAUGGAAAUGCAUCUCAAAAAAAUUCUAGAAGCGAAUAUGGAAUGAAAAAUGUCUUUCUCUUCUUGUACAAAUUAUUCAAGGUUUACGAUCGACGUGUUUUACUAGGAAUCGCAUAUUUUUAUAUUUGUGUAUAGAAUAGACAAGCGAUGCGUUAUUUAAGUAGCUGAGAACCAUACCCAACUUUUUCGUUUGUAAUGUGAUAUCGUAAUUUGGCUUGCAAUGCUUAGCGUAUUUAUUCUUUGUGACAUUUACCAAAGGUUUAAUUAUAGCUCCUAAUGAUUGUUUGUAUAUCAACAAAGGGAAAAUGGAAUUAAUAAUUAUUGCUGUAUAUUGUAAUCACACUCCAGGACAUGGUAUUAAAUUCUCUAUGAUUAACAUACAAAAUUCUAAGUGCAAUUAUGUCAUUAUUGUUGUCGAUAGUAAAUAUAUUCCUUAUUUCUUACCUAGCA
Molecule: messenger RNA, 1632 nt
Organism: Folsomia candida
Lineage: Eukaryota; Metazoa; Arthropoda; Collembola; Entomobryomorpha; Isotomidae
Product: ankyrin repeat family A protein 2
Exons: 4
Coding region: 476-1228 (250 amino acids)
Biological process (GO): regulation of apoptotic process
Cellular component (GO): nucleus
Molecular function (GO): protein binding
Source: RefSeq, a predicted model, not a curated record